This is a messenger RNA of Aspergillus steynii IBT 23096, 2647 nucleotides long. It is a transcript of the gene znfA, whose product is annotated as putative C2H2 finger domain protein. Lineage: Eukaryota; Fungi; Ascomycota; Eurotiomycetes; Eurotiales; Aspergillaceae. The record is from RefSeq and is a predicted model, not a curated record. The coding region runs from base 288 to 2408 and encodes 706 amino acids. The transcript is spliced from 2 exons.
UUUUUUUCCUCUUCUCUCUUUUUUUUUUGAAAACCUUUCAGUUCCUUCUUUCCUUAAGAGUCAUUGCAGCGGGUUUAUUUUUGGUUUCGGCCUUAGAAGCGGGAUCUUCUAUCGAAGCAUCGAGCAGCCGGGCAAUCUAAGUAUUCGCAUCCGGCUUUUACGACUGGGGGCAAACGACCAUAUCGCCCGUCAACCUUUCACGAAAUCCUAGUGCCGUGCUCCUCGACCCCGUCUCUCCUUUGGAUGCCGAUGAGCUAGCAUAGCUUAUUUCGAUCUUCGCUUCUACGAUGGACUUCCCUCGAAUUUCGCCACCUUCGAUUCACGUGCAUGACAUCAAUAAUCGUUAUGAUUAUCCUCGUUCCGCUGAUAGAUCACCGUAUACUAUGUCUGGACAGUCCUAUUCACCUCACGGGCCCAUGCCCAUCCCGACUAGCUCGAUAGCUACCUUUGCUCCGCCGCCUUUGCCCCCGCCGCCGCGCAUCAGCGAUUUGGAAAAUGGCUAUGAUGCUGGAUGGCUGCAUGCGAACCCGAAAAGCUCCGUCGGAGCCACCAAACUUGCACCAAUCAGCCCCAGCUCGAGUCUAUUUGGCGGCCACCGUCGUCCCGAACCAGUUCCCCAGGGUGACCGAAUGAUGAUCGACGAACUAGAUGGCAGGCAAAGUGGCUUGCCCAUUUCUCGAAGCCCCGAAGCCCACAUCAAGAUCGAGCCGCCACCGCCAGCCGACGAAGGUUUCCGAAACUCGAUGCAAGUCAGUAACACUAGCCCGAUAUUGAAAGGCGAGCGGGACUUCUCGCGGCGCAGCGUGAAAGACUCGUCGGAUGCAUAUGAUCAGCACCUCUUGUCCAAAAUAGGCAAACCGCUCUCCCCGCGACAGUCCAUCAGCCUUGGACCGGAGACCAAAGGCUCCCUGUCGACCCUUCCCAUUCCGUCCCGAACCCUGGGAAGUUUGCCUUCCCCGGGGGGCUCUGACGGUCCUACACUCGAUGUCAGAUGGUCGACGAGUUUCCAAUCUGGCGCCGUGUCACCCGGAGCGAAGGUUGGCUGGAGAGAAUCCAUCGGAUAUCGGAGUCCAAGUGUUGAGAGCAGUGCCCCGUCGUCCGCGGUGGAUUAUGACCAUUCUGCCUACCUUCGAGAUGUCUGCCGCCGCCGAGUAGGUGGAACGACACCCCAGUUUGAUGAAACCCUCAGCCUCCCCAGCCGAUCGAAUAGAGGAAGCUAUGAUCAGGGCGUUUUUUCGGACAUAGAAGGCGACUUUUCGACCGAUGAACAUUUGCCACCUCGGUUGUUCCAUGUUCGUGAAGCAACACCGCCGUAUCUAGGGGCAUCGAAAUCGGGCAUCAAACGGAGGGCCUCUUCGCCACCCAGGGAACCGAUAGGCGACGAUAGGCACACGCUCCAUAUCACCACGAGUAACGGCGACCUCUCCCAGAGACGAACCAGUGGCCAUCCGUUUACCAACAACCUUUCCGUCAACAGUGGUUAUGCCCCCAGCCACGGGAGUCUCUCAGCUGCUUCGUCGCUCAGCCUUCGAACAUCGGGAUCAUAUUCAUCAGCUGCUCUCUCGGCCGGUGGAAGUAGUAUGACCAGUAUGUCGGCUUAUGAUCGCCCUUCGCCUGGAGGGCAUUCACCAAAUUCAGAUGCGGAUCCGUUCCAUGAUAAGUCGCUUCUCAACCCUAGCUCCCCUAACGGAGCCAUCGGCCCAUCGGUUGCAAGGGCUGUUCAAAACCCGAGUACACUAGAGCCUUCAAGCGCAAAUACGGCCCGGAAAAUGUCAUUGCAAACGACUCUCAAUGUGCCAAAGCCGACAGGCCCCAAGAUAGGAGGUUUGUAUAUCUGUGAUUGUUGCCCCAAGAAGCCUAAGAAAUUCGACAAUCCUGAGGAGCUACGGUCACAUGAGAUGGAGAAGCAAUAUUCUUGUCUAUUCUGCAACAACCGGUUCAAGAACAAGAACGAAGCGGAGCGCCACCAAAACUCCCUUCAUCUGCGACGUCACUCUUGGUCGUGUGCGGCGUUGGUUGGGUUCCAGGCCGCAUUUCAUCCUUCAUCGUCUCCAUCGUCCCAAACGAGCUCGGGGCCAUCCCAUGACACAUGUGGAUAUUGCGGCGAAGAAUUUUCUAAUUUCCCUCAACCGGAUUGGGAUCGUCGAUUCGAACAUCUGACUGCCGUGCACAAGUUUGGGGAGUGCAACAACGCAAAGAAAUUCUUCCGCGCAGAUCAUUUCCGGCAGCACCUCAAACACAGCCAUGCGGGCACGAGUGGAAAAUGGACUAAUAUCCUGGAGAAUGCUUGCAUGAAGGAAGAAGCUCCUCCGGAGCCCAAGAAUUCCAACAAUGGCGGAAGCACGGGCUCUGCGACUUCGGGGACGCUUACGUCGAAUAAAAUCAACGAGGUUCUCGGUAGCUGCUGACAACUAUUGCGCUCUGUCGGUGCACAUUCUCUCUCCUGGAGUCUGACGAUGCUCAACUCCAAUUUUGGAUUACAACGAAGUCUCUCUCAUUCCCAUGGUCACCUUAUCUCAUAGACGAUUUGCUGGAGUCAGUGUGCUUGUCGAAAAGAAUACCCCGGAAUACGUGUAUUGCAUCGUUCUCUGAUCUCUUUAUCUUUACCCACGUUUUGACCUUUUUUUUUUUUUUUUUUUUUUUUUUU